CCUUGGAUUUAGGACACUCGCGUUUCUAAACAUAGCCGUCGGCAGCAGCACUCUUCCUAUCGCUAACACAACUAUAAAUAGAUAUUCGUCUUCGAAACAGGCAUGGAUCGACGACUAAAAUUGUACUACCAUCCGACCUCAUAUUUUUCGCAGAAGGUUCUGAUUGCACUACAGGAGAAGAAUGUAAAGUAUGAUUCACACACCAUUGAAGUACACAAAGGCCAGCAGCUGGAGCCGUGGUAUAUGCGCAUCAAUUCUGCUGGCCAAGUUCCAACUCUUCAAGAUGGCGAAAAGAUAGUGAAAGAAUCAGAAGAUAUUGUUGAUUACAUUGAUAGAGAAUUUCCUAAUGACAGCAAGCUGAUUCCUGACCUGAGCACUGAAGUUGGCAAAGAAGUGGUAAAAUGGAGAAAACUGUUGCAUGCUGUGCCAGUUGUGAUGAUAACGUAUGGUCUUUACUGUAAUCCUGAACUAUCCACCUCAGGUCUGAAGAUUCCCAAAUGUCUCUUCAGAAGCAAGGAAGACAUUCUGGUCUCUUUCCAAUUGUUUGAGAAGAAAAUGGAGCAAUUGUCAGAUCUUCACCCCGACCUCCGCGAGGCAUACCUAGCUAAGAUUUGUGCAAUCCAUGACUUGAAAGUCCGAAUAGAUGAUAAAGAAGGAGUUGUGCGGGUUCUGAUGGAGCUGGAAUCCACUUUGGACCAAGUGGAAGAACAGCUGAACAAAGUUGAUGCAGAUCCUUCUAAAGAACUGUGGUUCUGCGGUCAGCAGUUUACAGCUGCAGAUAUCACACUCUGCGUUUUGAUGGGUCGCCUUGACCUGCUUGGUCUGAGCGAGCGUUACCACAGUAAAAAUAAGAGGCUGAGACUGCAUCAGUAUUGGCUGCAGGCGAAGAAGCGACCCACAAUAAAUCGAGUGGUAGUCAAUGUGAGGAAAGAGAUGAUGAAACAGCGGCUGAAGAAGAAUGCCAUGACAGCCCUCCCUCUCAUUGGUGGACUUGUUGCAUUAGGGCUUGCGGCUGGUUUAGCUUUUGUUUUUGCACAGAAACGAUAAAACAAUUCAAUGUGUAAACAUUGGUGGAUUCAGAUACCAAAAUGUGGAGAAGGGCAAGAUAUUUUGAAAUUUAAGUAACAGCAUGAUUUAUCUAACGCAUAAUCACGCUCACAAAAAUGGAGGAUUUAUUUAAUGCUGAGCACUUGUUAUCUCUGAAAUGAAAUGCAUACUUAGUAGUACCACAAGCUAAUAUCCAGUGGGAGUACAAAAUGUUUUCGAGUAGCCGGUGAUGGGAACAAAUCUUUAAUCUUCUUGCUUUUUGAUUUUGUUCCAUGUUGCAUUUUCUUGUAGUUUUACUUUUUAAAUGGCUUUCAGCAACAAAGAGUCAGUUGCAGUAGGUCUGUGCCUGUGCUGUUUGUCUGUUUGAAACUGUGCCUGUUGUAUCAAUUAUAUAUGCAUUCACUAACUGCUGGCAGUGUUGCUGAAUUUCUGUAAGCCAAAAUAUGCACAGCCUUAAGCCUUCUGGCUAUUGCUUCAAAGCCAUAGGUACAUGGUAUGCUUUGUUUGAACGGGUGGUUUAAUGUCUUUUUUUUUUUUAACAAACCCAAAUAUGUGCUGCUGUGCGCAUUGUUGACACAUAAUAAGUAGCAUGAAUUAAGUUCUAUUAUUUUAUAUUUUAUUAUUUAUUAUUGUGGAAUAUGCAUUGGUUUAUUCCAUUAAAUGUGAUAUUAAAUAAAAUUAAAGAGACACAUUCUGGUGGAA
Molecule: messenger RNA, 1749 nt
Organism: Pomacea canaliculata
Lineage: Eukaryota; Metazoa; Mollusca; Gastropoda; Architaenioglossa; Ampullariidae
Product: ganglioside-induced differentiation-associated protein 1-like
Exons: 5
Coding region: 103-1047 (314 amino acids)
Biological process (GO): mitochondrial fission; mitochondrial fusion
Cellular component (GO): mitochondrial outer membrane
Source: RefSeq, a predicted model, not a curated record